AUUAGUUUUCAGCAUCUGCCAUCUCUGACAUAUUGCUCAGGAAUGCAUGAUUCCUCUUAAUUAGAUUCAAGUAGGUGUGGAAAAACAGGUAGGCUAUAGAGAGAAGCAACCUUUUCUACUCUUGUUCAGACCUGACAGAGCUGCUUUCCCUCCACAGCAAGAAGGGUUUCCUCUUCAGCAGAAAGAUGGCGUACUCCACCGGAACUAUUGCAAAAGGCUGUUUUGGGAAGGUCUACAAGCAGAAGUACAACGAUACCUGGGCUGCUGUAAAGAAAGUCCCGCAACACCUCAUCAGAAGGCAGGACCUAGAGAGAGAGAGUGAAGUGUACAAGAAGGCAAAUCAUCCCAAUAUUGUGAAGCUACUGGGGAACAUAAAUCUCAAAGAUGGAAAAUGGAUUAUUCCUUUAGAGUUUAUCUUUGGAGAGGACUUGGAGACCACCAUCUUUAAAGCAUCAAUGUCUAAAAUACAGUUGACUCCGUCUAUCAAAGGAACUAUCAUCACUGGCAUGUGUGAAGGGCUGCAGCACCUCCACUCCAAAGAUAUUGUCCAUCAAGACCUCAAGCCUGAAAACAUCAUGGUGGAGCAUGACACAAACAGAGCUGUCAUCAUUGACCUGGGAUUGGCUAAGUUCUACCGGUAUGGCCUCAACUCGGCCAUAGACAUGGGGAAUGAGGCAUACUCUGCCCCUGAGGUUCUGCAACGGGGCAGUCAGAGAGACAAGCGCUCAGACGUGUGGGCCAUGGGUAAGAUCAUAGCGGAGCUCUGUGCCCGGGUCCGGCUAUACACGCCCAGCGUCUGUCCAGCUAAGAUCAUGGACAUCCUGAAGGAUCAGCCUUACUGCCAUGUCGUGUGUAGGAUGGUGGAUCCCGACCCUACUCUGAGGGCCUCCGUGGGUGGGGUCAUGAGUGAGAUAAAAAGGGUCAGCGUUUCAGAUGAUAACCCUGUUAAAAAAGAUUACCUUAAGCCAGCACCACCUCACAUCAAUGUCGGAAAACUGUCUCCAGCACCUGUUCACAGAGAUCCAUCCCCAAUGAACAGAGAUCCAUUCCCAAUGAAAAGAGGCCCAACCCCAAUGAACCGACACCAACAGCCAAUGAACAGAGACCCAAUGCCAAUGAACAGAGACCCAACCCCAAUGAACCGACACCAACAACCAAUGAACAGAGACCCAAUGCCAAUGAACAGAGACCCAACCCCAAUGAACAGACACCAACACCCAAUGAACAGAGACCAGUCGCCAAUGAAUAUGGCUCAAGCACAGUUUAACAGAGAUCAACACAACAGGGAGCAAUCCCCACUGAAAUGGGAGCGCUCACCCAAACCAGAGUUCAAAGCUUCGCCUCCUCGAGCAGCAAUGCACCUUUCCCCUUCCCCUCAUAGGAUGGAGGACAAGAACAAAAAACAGGGUCUGGUCCCGACAGGCAGAACUGAGCGCACGGAAGACCUCAUGAAAGGGAGGUUUUUCCAGGGUGCUGCACAUAACCUGCCCAGCAACCUGCCCACAACAGGAAGGGUGGUGAUGCAGCGCUAUGAAAUGAAAAACGGGGAGGUUGAAGCAUGGGAGCAGAAGGAGGUGGUGACUCAGGGUGGAAAGAUAGUCAAGUUUGGUGAUGUCAAGUUUGAUAGCAAGUAAGAAUAAGAACAAAGUGAUUUGGCAGAUAAUUUAACUCCUAUAAAAGGAUUGCAUAUUCUGGUUUAACGAUCAGUGCAGGGUCACCUAGCUUUUGGUAUCUAUUUAAGAAAGCAUGUUAAAUGCUUUUUCAAUGAUUAAACAUGAAGCUACAGUGUACGCUUGUUUGUUGUACACAUAAAGACGAAUAUAGAAAUAAAUGAUACGUUGAAGUGGUUUUGAGGAGACAUGGAGAAAUGGCUUUGGUUCUGCUGUACCAAGUUAUUCAGAAUUAGUUUGAGAUCUAAUUUACUAGGCAAGAAAAAGAUGUAUGCAGGCAAUAACCACCAUCUGUGAAUGUUUCAUCAGUAUCGAAUGCAUUAGAAUGUGAACAUGGCUCAUAUAUUUUGUGUAUGGUUUUGUAUAUAAAUAAAUCCUCAUAUCUGUAUUGGAAA
This is a messenger RNA of Eleginops maclovinus (Patagonian blennie), 2065 nucleotides long. RefSeq lists its product as uncharacterized. NCBI's taxonomy places the organism in Eukaryota, Metazoa, Chordata, Actinopteri, Perciformes, Eleginopidae. The transcript has 5 exons. Gene Ontology annotation, molecular function: protein serine/threonine kinase activity; ATP binding. Gene Ontology annotation, biological process: chromosome segregation; protein phosphorylation. Gene Ontology annotation, cellular component: centrosome; cytoplasm; nucleus. The coding region runs from base 186 to 1634 and encodes 482 amino acids. The record is from RefSeq and is a predicted model, not a curated record.